Molecule: messenger RNA, 3241 nt
Organism: Cutaneotrichosporon oleaginosum
Lineage: Eukaryota; Fungi; Basidiomycota; Tremellomycetes; Trichosporonales; Trichosporonaceae
Biological process (GO): actin cytoskeleton organization
Molecular function (GO): actin binding
Source: RefSeq, a predicted model, not a curated record
UUCUUUCAAGCAGCGCGUGUGUCGACGCUACCAAAGACCUCGUUGUCAUUGCACAGUCGACGAGGUUGAACCCUUUUCUCUGUUCUUUGUUGUAAGCCCGCGCGCCCUAGAAGAUCCCUUCCUUUGAAUGUCGACUGGCCUUCCCGCUGAUUCACCUCAGAACAAGCAUGGCAGCAACGCUCAUGCAAUCUCCGGUCCACCGUCCCUCCAUGGACCACACGUCGUCGUUUGAUCACGCGCGAUCAUCGCCCUCUGCACCCUUCGCCACCUCGAGCUUUGAGCGUGCCCCCUCGCCCAGCACCAGUAGUAGCAUUCAGGCGCCCCGCUCGCGCACAGGCUCGUCCAACUUGACUUCCCCUAGCCCUUCUUCCUCCGCAGCAGCUCCACCAUCCGCACCAGCACCAUCAUCCCCCUCCGUUCCCCCAGGCGCCGCCUACCCCCAACACUAUCCCAAUUUCCCCUCUCCUCACCAUCACAACCUCCCACAACACUGGCCUCCAGGUCUCGCCCAUCCCGGAGCUGGCUUUUACGCUCCGCCUUUCGCCGCCUUCCCCGGCGCAACGGGGUAUCAACAGCAGCAAACCCCCGACUUUGCUUCUUGGGCUCACGUGUACCAGCAAAUGGUCGCAGGCGGUCACAUGGCAGGUCCCGGAGUCAUGCCCACCCAUCACAACCAGGACGUCGACGACAAUGGACCACCAAUGGCUGACCCUCCACGUCGCCGCACCGCGUCCGGCCCCAACACCCCAGCGAACGCGACCGUCAUUCCUGGUAAGGGCGCCGUCCCGCAGCCUCAGCCUUUCCAUCCCUACAAACGCGGCCCCGCCAACAACCGAGGGCACCGCAGUGACAGCACCGGCGCUAGCAUCAGCAGCAAUGCUGGUGCCGGCAUGAGGUCAACGUCGAACCCAGUCCCUGGUGUGCAAGUGCGAGGCACGCCAUCUCCGUCGGACGAGCACCGCCGCAACCUGAGUGCGGACAGUGCACAGUUGCGCGCUGGAGGCCCCUCUGCUACUGAAGGACCCGAGGACGACUUUGCGCCGCCGAGGCGCCGCAUUAACGAGCGAAGAGACUCUGCCAGCUCCCAAGGAAGUGCACGCUCUGGAUCGGCGUCUCCCACCGCCCAUCAGCAGCAGCAGCAGCAGCAGCAGCAGCAGAAUCCAUCUCGCACCGCCUCGCCUCCGACAACGCACGCGCGCUCGCGCUCGACCUCUGGUUCCUCCAGCCCUCUUACAACCGGUACCAUUGCGACCAACGCCACCAACGCUGCGCGCCCAUCACCCUUGUCCCGGACGGCGCAGCCUCCAGCGGCUGCUGCGCCCGUCGAGCCAAAGAAGAGUUCGGGUGGCAUGGGUAUCAAGGGUCGUUUUAAGCCUUCCCUGGCGGACCCGGCCAAGGACAAGCCCGCGCCUCCAUCUCAGACCCAGUCCGCCCCGUCACGAGCUGAGCAGUCGAGCACCUCUCGUCUCCCCAGAGCCAACGGCAGUGUGCCGCUGGCGCCCCCUUCAGCUCCGUUCGCCAACACGCAGGCCAUGAGCUCUGAUGUCAGUCUCGCCGAGACGCAGCGCACAACGCAGACAAACGCCUCGAUCGCCACGGGCGCGACCGGUGCCACGGGCAAGUCGCGUCGCGGCCUGUUCCGCAUGCGCAACAAGUCGUCGGAUAACAUCUCGCUCUCGUCAACCGUGUCUUCGGCAUCGAUGAUGAUCCGCAAAAUGGGCAGCCUCGGGAAGCUUGCGCGCCGCAACUCUCUCAUGGGCAUCUCAAAGAUCUUUAAGGACAAGCCGAAGGAUGAGGACGCCGCGCUCCCCGAGAAGCAAGGUAUUCUCAGCUUCAAGAAGAAGGGAGGCAAGAAGUCCGAGGCGUCGCCCGCCGCCGUGUCGCAUGCCUAUGCUGAGCUCGACCGCGACCUGAACAGGCUCUCUGAAGAAGACGACCGCAUACUUUCUGGUCUGUCGCCAGCUGCCGCUCUCGCUCGUCAGCACACGGUCAGGUCGCGCGCCGAGCAAGCGAAGAGGGAUGCGGAGAGGAAGGCUGAGCUUGAGCGCGAGGCUGCCCGUCAAAAGCAGCUCGAGGCCAAUGAGAUGGGCGGGCACACUGGUGUAUCGACAUGGGAUUCGAGCACAACAACCAGAACUACCCAUUCCUCAUAUGCUGCCGCAGCCGCAGCUGCGGACGCUGCAUCCGGCCCCAAGGGCCCCACCAACGUGGUCAAGGUGACGCCCCGCUCCCCGAGCGUCGUCCACCACGCCUUCGCUGUCACUCAGCCUGACUACGACAGCGAUGACUCCUCCGAGGGCGACACCGUCGAGAACGUCGCCUCAGAUCUUAGACUCACUUCCCUCUCUGACCCCGCGGACCGCGACUUUGAGGCUCUGUGGGGUAAGGCGAACAUUGAUCCCAACGCGCGGCCCAAGAAGGGCAUUCUCAAAAUCUGCGUGUCGAAUGAGGACCUGGAGAAGCUGGCUAGCCAGCAGCAGAGGCAAACGCAGCAGAAGGCGCAGUCUGCUCCUACCACGCCGCCGGAGCAGCCCGUGGCUCAUCACGGCGGCCCGCUCGACCUGGCGUCGCCGAACCCGGAGCGCAUUGACGGUAACGCCCACGCGCCGCCAGCGGAGGAGCCCAAGUUUGACCUCGACUUCUCGUCAUUCGACACUAGCCCGGACCUUGAUCUCAUGCCUCCUGUCAUCUACAAAAAUCCCGUCCACAGCGGCUCCGCGCCCGGCAUUUCGCGCGGUGAGGGCGUUGAGCCGCAGGCGCGCGCAAUGUCUGCCCCCUCCCGCCGUCGCCUUGUGUGGGCGCCCGAGUGCGCCGUCUACAGCACGUACGACGCGCUCACCUACGACCGCCGCUCUGAACCUGCCACCUGCAACCGCCUCACUCCCGAGUUGGCGAUGGCAAUCAAGCAGGAAUUGAACGCGUUCAAACUCGAGAUGCCCGUCCACCCCUCGUCAAGGAUAUACACGCACUACUUUGCAUGAUCAAUUCGCACUGUUUCAAGUACCGUCAAAGCAUACGCCAUCAGGCUUCUCGAACACUUGGGCUUUCUGCCCUCACAUCUAUCCCACCCCUCGUUUCUGGCCGAUCCUGGUGACCGGCCAUUCUCGCAUCUCAACCCCAUGUGCACUAGGUUUCUGGUUUUCUUUUUCUCGUCUUCUCCUCGAGCGCUCUCCUCUGUCAUAUGUCGUCGUCUGUCUGCAAUCCAAGCAGCAAGCACGCGCCGGGCCGGGCACUAUCAAUC